AUGCCUACUGCAAGUACUUUAACUCAUUUUCGUUGCACAAUUUGCGAUAGUAAAAGAAUCUUUAAAUCAAAAGCCGGUUUGCAACGACAUGAAAGUUUGAAACAUAGUAAUUAUAAGGAAAUUUCUGCACAUAUUUUGCUAGUUCCAGAACAUGAAUUAUAUCAUAUCAAAAAUACUAUGGUAAAAGAGUUACAAAAACGGUUAAAAAAUCAUUACUCAAAAGUUAGAAAGCAGGUUUUUUCAAUUCAUUGCAGUGAAAAUAGUUUUGUUGGCAUUUUUGGUCAAUAUUUAACUUGGUAUUCUGUUUGCGGGAAAAAAGGAUUACUAAUUGAAUGGCGAAUGAAAGGAUUUAGUGACAAGGCCGAACAUCAUUGUGAAAGUGGUGAAGUAACUUUUAGAUUCGUAGUUGAUCAAGAUUUUCCAUUUGAGAAAAUGAACAGACAAGUAAAUAUUAUUCGCUGGUGCUUGCACCAUAAUGCUAAAGAUCGACUGACAAGCAUAGAUCUUUUAAAAUGUGGAUGGUUGCCAGCUGAAAGAUCUUAUAGAUGGUUAUGGGAAGAAUAUAAAGAACAUCGUGAUGUGAACUAUGAUGUUUUGGAAAUGGAUCAUGCCUUUGAAGAGGAAAAUGCUAAAAUGAUAGCCUCUAUUAAGCAUUCACAAAAAGACUGGGGAAUUGUUCAAAAACCUUAUGGCAUUGCAUGUCAAAUUUUUGCGCCAAAACCUUGA
Scutellospora calospora is the source of this 726-nucleotide messenger RNA. Lineage: Eukaryota; Fungi; Glomeromycota; Glomeromycetes; Diversisporales; Gigasporaceae. The record is from the annotation of a GenBank genome assembly.